AUGGCUAACCAAAAGAGUACUGAUGCAACCAUCAAAAAUCUUGAGACGCAAGUUGGUCAAUUAUCUAAGCAAUUAGCCGAUCAACACAAAGGAACUUUUUCCGUAAACACUCAAGACAACCCGAAGGAGCAUUGUAAAUCUAUUCAAACUUGUAGUGGUAGAAAAAUUGACAUGGGCAUUAGUGAUGAAGUUGAGGAAGAGGAAAUUGUAGUAGAAAACGAGAAGGAAAAAGAUGAGAUUGAAGUAGAAAAAAAUGUUGAGGGAGAAUUAGUUGAAAAAGAGAAACUUGAAAAAGAAGAAGUAGAAAAGAAAAAUAGAGAGGAAAAGAAUAAAAAGAAUCAAAAGGGGAAGGAUAAGUUGAAUAAUAUUCCAAUUCAAAAUUUUUCAUAUCCUCAUGCUCCUUCCAAGAAGUACAAUGCUAGGAAUUAUGUUCAGUUCUUGAAUAUAUUUAGUCGGUUGCAAAUCAAGAUUCCAUUUUUUGAGGCUCUUGAGCAAAUGCCUACAUAUGCAAAGCUCAUGAAGGACAUCCUUACAAAGAAAAGAAGAUAUAAAGAUCAAGAAAUCAUCACUAUUGAUGCUAGUUAUAGUGCAAUCAUUCAAAGGACUCCACCGUGGAAAGAAAGCAGUCAGGGAAGGGUUACAUUAUCGGUCUUCAUAUGUAAUGAAUACAUUAGCAAAGCAUUGAUUGAUUUGGGCUCUACCAUAAAUUUGAUUUUGUUAUCCGUGGUUCAACGACUAGGAAAUAUUGAAAUGAAAUCAACUAAGAUGACAUUACAAUUGGCCGAUAAGUCUAGAACCCGGCCUCAUGGAAUAAUUGAAGAUGUUCUAAUCAAGGUGGACAAAUUCUUUUUUCCGAUUGAUUUCGUUGUCAUAAACAUGGAAGAAGAUGAUGAUACACCAUUGAUUAUAGGUCGACCUUUCAUGAAGACCGCAAGGAUGAAGAGGUGUGUUUCACCCUCUUUGAAGGCAUGA
Messenger RNA from Lathyrus oleraceus (garden pea), 972 nucleotides. RefSeq lists its product as uncharacterized. Lineage: Eukaryota; Viridiplantae; Streptophyta; Magnoliopsida; Fabales; Fabaceae. Bases 1 to 972 code for a protein of 323 amino acids. The record is from RefSeq and is a predicted model, not a curated record. The transcript has a single exon.